UCACCAGCGAGGUACACACCAUCAGAAAAUACUAUUGAAGUGAAGAGGAGAAAGAAAGAAACAACAAUGAAAAGGAAUCAUGAUAUAUUUUUACCACCACCAGCAACAGUAUAUGGUCCAUUUUCUGAAGACCCCACUGAAGCGCCACCUGAGAAGGAAAUGAAAAGAAUCGGUGACUUUCUAAGUAUUGGUCUACUAAAGACAAAAAAAGGUGGAUGAUAACAGAAAGUAAAAGAUAGAUGAGGAAAGGAUGCAUGGAAUUCUAAUGGUGCUGGACACGAUAAAAAUUGAGUCCAAGACAUGGCUAUACAAUUUGUACUUCAAAGGUCACUGGCUGCAAGACACGCAUAUGGAGGUGGGAAUGCACUAUUUGGCAGUCAAAAGAGUUCAUUACAAACUCAAACAACAAUAUAGCACAACUGGGCCGUUUUUCAUUACAAUGCUGAGGACGCUACAUGAGGACAUAGGAAAGAACAAAGAAACUGUUCAGAGUGCAGCUGAGAAUGAUAUUAUUUUCCAUGAUAUCUUGGGAACUACAUCAAAAUGUUCACUGCGAUGGACAGAUGUUGAAUUUGUGUACAUCCCAUUAAAUGUUGGACAACAUUGGGUGUUGCUAGUUUUGGACAUCAACAAGAGAAAGGUGAGAGUCUACAACUCCAGUUCCAAAAGGGGGGAUUCAUUGAAAGAGAUCAGACAGUUCAUACCUUGCAUCAAGUUUUUGCUUCCAAAAUUAAUGGACUGCUUCAAAGUGUAUGAAAUUAAGGGGGAGGAGCCAAUGGGAGAAAGGCCACUAGAAAUUG
Cuscuta europaea is the source of this 800-nucleotide messenger RNA. NCBI's taxonomy places the organism in Eukaryota, Viridiplantae, Streptophyta, Magnoliopsida, Solanales, Convolvulaceae. The record is from the annotation of a GenBank genome assembly.